Messenger RNA from Heterobilharzia americana, 225 nucleotides. The record is from the annotation of a GenBank genome assembly. NCBI's taxonomy places the organism in Eukaryota, Metazoa, Platyhelminthes, Trematoda, Strigeidida, Schistosomatidae.
AUGGCUCUGACUUCUGCUGCCGGACUUGUUUCACUUUUGGACGAUAAGGGUGCUGAUGUUAAGGCAUUCGCUCUUCGUCGUCUGGAUGAUAUAGUUGAUGAGUUUUGGGCUGAGAUUUCGGAAGCUGUAAUCAAAAUUGAAAUACUUCAUGAAGAUACCAACUUGAUCAGGUCGAACUGUCAGGUUCUAGGAGUAUAUCAGGACAUAUUCCGUCAAGUAGUUUGA